ACAGUAUAAAAAGCAGACAUCGCUGCUGCUCGUUGGGUCUUUCUUUGGUUCUUCUUAAUCUGGUGAAGGUCCCAAGUUUAAAAAGUGGAGUUGUGAGCUUUGAGAUCAAGAUGACCAAGCUCACCAUUCUUGCAGGCCUGUGCCUGGUGCUAUGCCAGCUGGCUACUGCCACCCAGAUGGUGUGCUACUUCACCAACUGGUCCCAGUACAGACCAGACCAGGGCAAGUACAAGCCAGAAGACGUGGAUCCCUUCCUGUGCACCACCCUGAUCUACGCCUUCUCCAUCAUCAACAGCAACAACGAACUGGUCACCUACGAGUGGAACGACGAGGUCCUCUACAAGUCCUUCAACGCCCUGAAGACCAAGAACCCUCAUCUGAAGACUCUGCUGGCAGUUGGAGGAUGGAACUUCGGUUCGACCCAGUUCUCCAUCAUGGUGUCCAACGCAGCAAACCGCCAGAAGUUCAUCCAGUCCACGAUCAAAUUCCUGAGGACUCAUGGAUUUGACGGUCUGGAUCUGGACUGGGAGUAUCCAGGAGCUCGUGGAAGUCCUCCAGAGGACAAGCAGAGGUUCACUCUGCUCUGCAAGGAGCUUGUUGCUGCCUAUGAGGCCGAUGCUGCAGCCAACGGCAACACCCAGCUCAUGCUGACCGCCGCCGUGUCUGCAGGGAAGGGAACCAUCGAUGGAGGAUAUGAGAUCGCUGAGAUCGCCAAGUAUCUGGACUUCAUCAAUGUGAUGACCUACGACUUCCAUGGAACUUGGGAGCAGUUCACCGGACACAACAGCCCACUAUUCCAAGGAUCCCACGACCACGGCGACCUUGUCUACUUCAACACUGACUUUGCUAUGAGGUACUGGAGGGACAACGGCACCCCGGUGGAGAAGCUGAGGAUGGGUUUCGCAGCUUACGGUCGUACUUUCCGACUGACAUCAUCAAACACCGGCGUCGGAGCCCCAGCUAGCGGCCCUGCAUCUGCUGGACCAUACACGCGUGAAGCCGGCUUCUGGUCCUACUACGAGAUCUGUGGCUUUGUGAAGGGCACCACCAUCCAGUGGAUUGAAGACCAGAAGGUUCCUUAUGCCACCAAGAACAGCGAGUGGGUGGGAUUCGAUACCCGGGAGAGCUACGAGAUCAAGGUUCGCUACCUGCAGGAGCAGAACUUUGGCGGUGCCUUUGUGUGGGCACUGGAUCUGGACGACUUUGCAGGACGAUUCUGUGGAGAGGGCAAACACCCUCUGCUGUCACACCUCCGCAAGCUUCUAGAUAUUGAGCUGCCCCCAACCACCACUCCUGACCCCAGCAUCACCACCCCCACCACACCUCCCACCACCACCACCCACAAGCCAGGCCCCGGAUUCUGCAACGGCAAACCCGACGGCUUGUACGCCAACCCAGACGACAAGACAAGCUUCUACAUGUGCGCUGCUGGUGAAACCCACAUCAGAUACUGUGGAACCGGAUCCGUCUUUGACGACAGCUGCAAGUGCUGUAUCUGGCCCAAAUGAUGACCUAGAAUGUGCAAGGUGAAUGCUAAUACAAACAAGCUAAUGCAAAAAAAAAAAAAAAAAAAAAAAAAAUCAACAUUUUAUAGAUUCAUAAAUGGGUCUUGCCAGUUUU
Myripristis murdjan (pinecone soldierfish) is the source of this 1620-nucleotide messenger RNA. Its product is annotated as acidic mammalian chitinase-like. The transcript is spliced from 12 exons. Gene Ontology annotation, biological process: carbohydrate metabolic process. The record is from RefSeq and is a predicted model, not a curated record. NCBI's taxonomy places the organism in Eukaryota, Metazoa, Chordata, Actinopteri, Holocentriformes, Holocentridae. Bases 111 to 1508 code for a protein of 465 amino acids. Gene Ontology annotation, molecular function: chitin binding; hydrolase activity, hydrolyzing O-glycosyl compounds. Gene Ontology annotation, cellular component: extracellular region.